CAGUAUUUAAAAAAUCGAAUCAAGCAUGAUCACGUGGUAAAAGGCAGCCAUCAGAAGCUAUGACGUCAAAAUGUGUACAUUUCUAAAAACACCGUCAUGAAACUCGUUAACACGCGCUAUAUCUUGUAUACAGAAGAAAAUAUAAAUAAUCCAUACAGAAAAUACGUAUUUCUAGAAAAGAAAAAGGUGAAAAAAGAAAGGAUAGUACAGUCCGAACGAAACAGACAUCCAUAAGGAAGAAGAAACAAGCACUUUACUAUGCCGAUUUUACCUGCAAAUUCAAAGCAUUUAUCCAAUGAUGCUCAUCCGACAAAUCCAUACAAGAAUGAUAUUGUGUUAAGUUAUCAUGAUUACUUACUCAGGACAUCAGAUGUCGCAUUACUGGAGAGAAAUGACUGGCUUAAUGACAUUCUAAUAGGAUUCUAUUUUGAAUAUCUGAAUCAACAAUAUAGGAAGGAUAAUAAAAGCCAGUUAUUAUUUAUUGGACCCGAAGUAGCUCAGUUAUUAAAGAUGCAGGAUUCUUCACAAUAUAAUAUAUUUUUGGAUCCUAUUGAAGCUACAAAUUAUGAUUUUAUAUUCUUUCCUCUUAAUGACUGUGAUAGCAACGAGGCAGGUGGCUCACAUUGGAGCUUAUUAGUAUAUUCUCGUAUGGAAAAAAUGUGUUAUCAUUUUGAUUCGUCCAGCGGUAUUAAUGGCUUCUCUGCGAAAAAACUUGCACGGAAAGUGAUAAAAUAUUUUCUUGAGAAACAAGAGAGAAAAUAUAUUGAAAUGGAUUGUCCGCAACAAAAUAAUAGCUACGAUUGCGGUUUAUAUGUUUUAUGUUUAGCAGAUAUAAUAUCUAAAUAUGCUAUAAAAAAUUGUAGAGUAAGCGAUUGUGAUUGUAGUAUCGUUCCAGAAAUGGUUUCGAAAAAACGUAACAGUUUAUUAAAAUUAAUUUACGAUUUGAAAAAUACAUCUAAUAAUGCAUAA
Molecule: messenger RNA, 969 nt
Organism: Cyphomyrmex costatus
Lineage: Eukaryota; Metazoa; Arthropoda; Insecta; Hymenoptera; Formicidae
Product: sentrin-specific protease 8
Exons: 2
Coding region: 259-969 (236 amino acids)
Biological process (GO): protein deneddylation; proteolysis
Molecular function (GO): deNEDDylase activity; cysteine-type peptidase activity
Source: RefSeq, a predicted model, not a curated record